GGCCCCAGUAUUCACAUUAGUGAUUUUGUCUGUGAAACUAUUGGGCAUCUCAAACUUUCAGACUAUGAAAUUGCUAUAAAUGACUUAUUUCCUGAUUCUAAACUCUCGCAAAUGGGCAUGAAAGAUGGUACAAAAAAACCACUUCUUUGUGCUAGUAAAUAUCACAAUGGUUCCGAGCAUGUAAUGACCUAUAGAGACAGUAAUGGUGUAUUAAGGCCUAAGGGAAUUAGACGGGUUCUUGAAGAAAGAGGUUUAUGGAUACCAGGCCUUAUAAAAAAGUGUGAUACUUGUAAAAAAAAUAAGCCUGAUCCAACCAAUCCAAACUGUUGUACUUCAUGUAUUCUUUCAGCUCAAUCCAACUUUGCAUCUCAAAGAUCACGCAUACGAGAGAUGUUGAAGUGUUGGAGACUUCAGGCAUUUAAUAUUUUGGGCCAGACCACAACUAUGUAG
Messenger RNA from Dentiscutata erythropus, 450 nucleotides. The record is from the annotation of a GenBank genome assembly. NCBI's taxonomy places the organism in Eukaryota, Fungi, Glomeromycota, Glomeromycetes, Diversisporales, Gigasporaceae.